AGAGGGUCCCUGGCCCUUCUACAUCCAUGUAUCUUUUCUUCCGUUCCCAUUCGAGCUCGUAUCCAAUAAACAACUCGAGGGACCUCAUUAAUUACUCAAGAUCCUUUUCGUUUCUACAUUUGAGUACCUUUCGUCAUGACAGGAGUCACCUAUAUCCCUACACAAACCCCCGACGAAUCCACCUUCACCAGCGAUCGCGUCGCUCUGAGAAGUCCCAUUCGCCUCCUCAUUCAAGACGCUCUCGUCCUCUUUGAAAACCUUGAAUACAUCCCCAAUGUCUUCCUGCCAAACCGCACGCUCAAGCCAUUGCCCGGUGUUGACAAGAGCAGGAUUAUGAGUGUCAGGGAUACGAUAUUGACCCUUAACGUUCUCAUUCUUGAACUCACGAUCAUGGUCAUCGCCGUUCCUGCUUCUCUUUACCUAAGAGGUUGGCAGAUGUGCCUCUUCAUUGCGGCUGUCAUGAUGACCAUAUAUCUUCUGGAGUUGCCCAUGUGGGGGGGACUGAUUGUGCACUCGCAAAUCGAACUGGAAGACUCCAACAAGUUUGGAAAGGAAAGAUGGCAUUUUAUCAAUGGGAUUGCGACGAACUACGAUGGCCUUCAGACGACAUGCGAUCGACUGGCCGCGACCUUCAGACGACGGAUAAUCGGAGUACACAAUCGAUCAUACGGAGUGAUUGGGGAUGUUCUCGAGUGUAUGAUCCAGCGCUGCUUCAGUUACAACACAUCCGAUGUGCGCUGCACAUACGAAGUACUGAAGCUGCAUAUCUUGGACCCGAGUGUAGACAAAGUAGUCGUCAUCGCGCACUCGCAAGGGGGCAUUAUCAUCUCUUUGGCCCUUGAUCGCAUGUUUGCUGAGAUGCCCAGUCGAGCCCUUUCGAAACUGGAAAUUUACACCUUCGGUUCCGCCGCCUCGCAUUUCAACAAUCCUUUGACGCACUCGUCUCUCACGUCGCUGAUUCAUGCGACUUCUACACCACAAACCUUACUGCCACGACCGACACAUGUAAUACCAACCAUUGAACACUACGCUAACGAGCUCGACCUUGUUCCUCGAUGGGGCGUGGUCAACAGCGCACGUCACUGUACCGCCACGCGAUAUGCUGGUCGUGUCUUCAUCGCCAAGGGUGCCAGCGGCCACCUCUUCAAUGAACACUAUCUCGAACCUAUGUUUCCUCUGUUAACUGUUUCUAACAAACCGGACACCUCAUCUCCCAGUGACCGCGGAGAUUACAAGAAAAACAAGGCGGGCAAUAACACUCCUAGCGCACCGGAACCAGACGCAUCCAUUUCCUCAGCAGAAGACCAAGUAGGUGCCGAUGCAGAAGGGAGCCCCGUUUUACAGCCACUCCUCCCUCAUUCAGACGCUGGACAACCAAAAUUGUCGCCGUUCCUUGAUCGAAUGGUAGAUGUCGACCACGAGACUGCGCUUAGGCGCGCCGAGUCAGUCGAGACGCAGAGCGCACUGGGCGAAGGGGCUGGUAAGACGGUGAGGCAAUUGAGUCGUUUGUGGAUGUACGUUGGCGGUGGAGAAGUAAAUAGCAGGGAGGGCCUUUGAGCGAAACGGCAUGUACAUAGGUACCCUUUUGUCAGGCGCUACUGGUAGCAAGA
Messenger RNA from Aplosporella prunicola CBS 121167, 1610 nucleotides. RefSeq lists its product as uncharacterized. The transcript has 3 exons. The coding region runs from base 136 to 1557 and encodes 473 amino acids. Lineage: Eukaryota; Fungi; Ascomycota; Dothideomycetes; Botryosphaeriales; Aplosporellaceae. The record is from RefSeq and is a predicted model, not a curated record.